CGCUUUAUCACCGUCUUAAAAGAGUUAAAACGAACGCGUCGAUUACCGAUUUCAUUGUAUUCAAUUGUUUCUAAAUAUUCAGUUUGUAUUUAUCGUGGGUAUGUAUCCGUAUACAUGUAUUGUUAUUGCAUCGAUAGUACUUAAAGUGAUUUGUUUAGGGCGGUUUUAUUAAAAAAAAAAAGAAGUAUGAUACUAAAAAUAUAGUAUCAGAUAUUUAUCAACAUAUAAUAAGAAAAAUAAUGAAGUUUUUUAGUCUACUAUUACUUUUGCUUUGUUUCUGUAGUAGCCUAUGUAGUACUAGAGAAAUCACUCAUGAAGAUAUAAAAGAUGCUAUGUUAAGUUUGGUACAUAUGAUGCGAGAAAAUACAGAAAAAUUGGAAAGACAUGAAGUGCGUGAGCGACAGUUAGGAGAACAAUUAAAAAAAGCUAUAUCUGUAUUAACAAAACGAGUAUCUGCAAUUGAUGGAUUAAAACAGCAAUUUGCAAAAUUAGAUGAAAGAUUUGCAGGAAUUGAACAGUUAAUUGCACAGAGGGAUGAGCGAGAGCGUAUACAAAUGCAGAAAACAACAGAUGCUUUAGAAGAUUUGGAAGUUAAAUUAGAAGGAUGGUUAACAGAUAUAGAAACUAAAAUAACUAAAGUUCAUGAUAUGUCAUUAAAUCAUAGGGAAAUAAAUCCUGAUAUUUUAUCUAAGUUAAAUAAUACAGAAUUAUUGCUUAUAGGACACAUUACAGAUCUUGAAUUUACUUUAAAAUCAACAUCAAUGGAGUUAAAGGAAACUGUAACAAGUCAGUUAGAUAAAGUACAGUCAAUGGAUAUAAAGUUGCAAGACAUCAAUGAUAAUUUUAAAAAUGUUAAAAAUUCAGUGGAAAUUAUUAAAGAAUCAUCCAAAUCUCCAGAGAAAUAUUUAGAUGAACAAUUAAAUAUCUUUUUACUAGUGAAAGAACAAAGUAAAGCAUUAAAAGAUAUUGAAGAGUUGGUAAAGAAUUCUAUAGAAGAUAUUCAUGAAUUACCACAACUUAAUGAAGCUCGGACAUUGCACAAUGAAACAGAACUACUUUUACAAGAAACUAAACAUACUAUUAAAGAUAUCAUUAUUAAAGAAAGUACUGAUAUACAAAAUAAAAUAUUGAAAAGCAAAGAAGAAUCAAAAGAUACAGUUGAAGCAUUGAGAAUGGCUAUGGCAGAUAAUUCUAAUCAUGUAAGCAAGGAAUUACAUGAUCUUAGUAAAGGUCAAUUAUUAAUGGUUUCAAUGGCUGAUCAUGUAUUAGAUACGAAAAAAAGAGUAGAAUAUGGUGUGCAUCAAAUUCUUUUGGAAGUAGGAGACUUAGUGAAGGCACAGAGUAAAAAUAUUAACAAUACAAUCAAUACAAGAUUUGAUGGAAUCUCUAAUGAUAUAAUGGACAAUCAGAAUGGUGCUUUAGCAAAUUUAACUACUAAAAUGGAACAAGAAAUGAAUCAGGUUUGGAGACAAAUAAAUGUAAUGUAUCAGCAAAUGACAGAGAGUGCAAAAGCUUUAGAUAAAUUGCAUAAACAAAAUGAAGUUUAUAUUAAUGGUACAACCUCUACUAUGGGUGGAAUGGAAAAUAAAGUAAGCGAAAUAACCAAGCGUAUGGCAGAAGUAGAUGAAAACUUAAAUUAUUUAUUGGGUCGCCUUUCAUUAGUAACACAAGAAUUUAAUCAAAUUAAGAGUGGAUUAGGUGCAGCAUUAGACAAUAUUAAAGCUUCUUUUAAAGAAGUGCAAGAAAAAGCCAGUGAUUUAAGUAAUCCAGGACCAUAUCCAGUGCCUGAAAAUUAUAGUGAACUAAAUGAACCAAGAACUAACUAAUUAUAUAUGCAAAAUAAGGCAUUGCAAGAAAGGUAGGAACCAAAGGAGUUAUAAAUUUGAAUAUUUUAUAUACUUAUAUUAAAUAUUUGACGAUUUACAUACAAUGAAAGAUACUUUGUAUGAAAUUUUUUACAACUCUUUUUAAGUAUAUCAUUUUUUACUGUGUAGUAAUGAUAUAAAAUAUUAUCAAUAUAUAUAGAAUAUAACUUA
Messenger RNA from Vespula vulgaris, 2036 nucleotides. Its product is annotated as centromere-associated protein E. The record is from RefSeq and is a predicted model, not a curated record. NCBI's taxonomy places the organism in Eukaryota, Metazoa, Arthropoda, Insecta, Hymenoptera, Vespidae. Gene Ontology annotation, cellular component: plasma membrane. The transcript is spliced from 9 exons. Bases 240 to 1826 code for a protein of 528 amino acids.